CCUGCCCGCGGGGCGCUGUGCGGGGCAGCGCUGCGCGGAGCACGGAGGCAGCCGGCAGCAUGGCCCGCCUGCUGCGCACCCUGCGCAGCUCGCAGCCCGUGGCGCGCUUCCAGCGCUGCUGCGGGCUCUUCCCCGCCGGCGAGGAGGGCGGCGGGGGCAGCGGGGACCCCGCCGAGGGGGGUCGGGACCGCGGCUCCUGCAACGGGGCGGGGGCGCUGCGCCGCCCGGCAGCCCCCGCCCGCAACGGGCAGCGCCGCGGAGAGCAGGGUUGCACGCAGAAGUACGUUGUGAAGAACUAUUUCUACUACUACUUGUUCAAGUUUUCAGCUGCUUUGGGUGAAGAGAUUUUUUAUAUCACUUUCCUUCCAUUUACCUACUGGAACAUAGAUCACUCUGUGUCUAGAAGGAUGAUAAUUGUUUGGUCGAUAGUGAUGUACAUAGGCCAGGUCUCCAAGGACAUCCUGAAGUGGCCUCGGCCCCUCUCACCACCUGUUGUCAAGCUGGAAAUGAGGACAGAUGCGGAGUACGGGAUGCCUUCCACCCACGCCAUGGCAGCCACUUCCAUCUCCUUCUCCUUUUUCAUUGCAACCCUGAACCAGUACAAGUAUCCGUUUGAACUCGGCCUGGUAGCAGCAUUCGUGUUUUCAACACUGGUGUGUCUCAGCAGGCUCUACACGGGGAUGCACACAGUCCUGAGCCUGUGUUCCUGGACGGGGUGCUUAGCUCUGACAAAAGAAAAGCAUCUUCCCAUUUACCCAAAGCAAGACGUGAUCGGCGGAGCGCUAAUUUCAGCUGUGCUGCUUGUGCUCUUGUAUCCCGCGUGGGACGUGAUAGAUCACUUGCUGUUAACUAGUCCCUUCUGUCCACUGCUUUCCAUAGUUGUGCCUCUUGUCUUAUGUUACAACUACCCCAAACUAGACAAUUACAGCCCGACCAGGGGAGACACCACGACUAUCUUAGGAGCAGGAGCUGGAGCAACUCUGGGAUUUUGGUUAAAUAACCAGUUUGCUGCACCAGCCUACACCAAUGAAAACUUCCAGUUUGGAUUUCACCUGAUCACUACUAAAAUAGCAGUGGUCAUGCUAGCCAGGUUCUUCAUAGGGAUCGUUGUUAUUCUACUGACGCGCCAGCUCAUGAAAAGUGUGGCCCUUGGCAUGCUGGGUUAUCGGUACAAGUUUCCCAUGGGUGACUUGGAAGCCCGGACACGACUGGAAGUCGAAGUUCCAUAUAAAUUUAUAACGUAUUCCUCAGUUGGCUUCAGUGCUACUGUGAUUGUGCCGCUGCUGCACGAGCUGUUAGGAUUGAUGUGAGCGCAGCACCUUCCUUGCAAAGUAAGGUAUGACACCACCAUUUCCAAGAUGAAAUGAAGCAAUCAAGGCUUGACCAAAAAGUGCUUUGUGCCUUUCUGCACUUGCCUAAAACACUCAAAUCGGAAGACUCAUGGGAAUCGCUGUACACAAAUAACUUUGGAUUAGAAAUCUCUGACCCCUCUGUGUCCCAUAACUAGAGACCCGUGGCCCAGAUGACUAAAGUUGACAAGCACAGAGUACAAAGCUAAAAUCUCUGCUGGAGUGGCCGCAGCGGCUGGUUUGCUGUGAGGUCAGGAGUGCAGGGGAGCAUGGCUGUGCCUGUGGGAUGCUGGCCCUGUGGCUCUGUGGGCUCCAAAACUGCCCGCUGGGCAGCGAGUUUGCUCCUGCUGAAGCAGGAGAGCAAACCAAGGAGGGGCUCAUGUUUGGGGCACAGAGGAGGUGGAGCAAGCACCUGGUGGGGUGGGGGAAGAGGCAACCAGCCAAGAUUGAAGUGCUGUCCUCAGGGCAUGCAGAGCUCGCUCUGCGCCCCACUGUCCCCUGUGGACUUGGGGCAAAGGAAGAGUGGCUGAAGAUGGGAAGGUGAUGUAGAGAUGGAAGCUCUUCAAGUGCUGGCACCUUCUCACUGUCAGGCUUCCGUGGGAGCAUCCUGCUGGCCAAGACUGCAGCAUCGGCAGAGAUCAGAGGCAUCCACACUUGGAUACAUCUGAGCAUCUUCCUAAAGAAAUCUGCUGAUUAUUGUACUUGUUGCUUGUCAUAGUCCCCUGGCAGCACUGCCAGACCUGGCUAGUUCUGUGUGUAUGGUUUUACACCCUCAAAAAAACCAACCAACUAAAAAAAGUAAAAGAGAAGAAAAAAAAAACCAACACAAAAUAUUUUAAGUGAUUUGUAACAAGUUUAUUUUGGAUAUUAAUAGGAAAGCCUCUGAAAGAUCCUUUGCCUGCCUUCCCUGGAGGUGUUUAAGGAACGGGUGGAUGAAGUGCUUAGGGACGUGGUUUAGGGAGUGUUAGGAAUGGUUGGACUUGAUGAUCCAGUGGGUCCUUUCCAACCUGGUGAUUCUGUGAUUCUGUAACCAAGCAGAGCUGUUACCAGAAUGUUGAGGCUUGUGUUUGAAGUGUUGAACUCCAAUUUAACUUCCCUGCCUAAGGGAUGGGACAAAGUCCUUCCUGUUGUGCGGGGGUGACAAGCAAUGUCCUUAAACCGCGUUGUGGAAGGGACUGAGCGGUGACUCCAGUGACUACAUGUGGUGAUGAUAAGAUGCCAUCAUUUUCUGCUGCUGUACCGCAGUGUGGUUGGUCUUAGAUGCAUCUUGCAAUACCACAUGUACACUUGUAGAAUAGCAGUUGAGGACUUGUUCAUAGGAGGGUGAUCGCUACAACUCAGGCUGCUUAUUGUAAAAAAAUACAUAUCUGUGUGUUGGACCAAUGAGCUGUUGAGCAGGACAGCGGUGAAUGAGGUCCACCUGGCUGGAAAAACGCUGUGGCCACAGAGCUUCUGUUCCUUUCCUGCAGAAUGUACAUACAAGCCAGCUUUUAAACCAUGUGCACGUGUCUUCCUGGCUGCAACACAACACAACCUGAGGAAUGUAAUGGAGAUGCUUUGCCAUCAGUUGACCGCUUGGAUAAGUAUGAGUUCCAGAAACAUAGCAGGAGUUUUGUCAGAGGAGCGGGAGGCGUGCACGUGAAAGAGCCGUGGGGGUUUAGAACCAGGUCACUGGUCUCUAGAAGAAAUGAAAGCAGAAAUUGUGAUGUGGGUUAACUGCUUUAAAUCAGGCUGUGUGGACACAUCUCUUUACACGUGCACACAAGCAGCUUUAACAAGUUUCUCAGCAGGACACACGGCCUUUGGUAAGCCCAGGACUCAUCAAACCCAAGGGGUCUUAUCCUCAGCCUCCCUUGCGCCCACACAGCACAGCAGCACUGUCAUCAGGCCUUAAAAUACCUUAUUUUAAGGGUGCUUUGUGAUGCACAGCUGCAGCCCUGUGGAGGUGCCACAUGACAGUGGACCAGAGCUGCAAAGAAAACCUUGACAGCAAGCUGAGUUUAACCCGUGAAGUGAAAUCAACUGGUCCCAAGAAAGGCGUGGUUUGACAGAGACAUUCAUGCAGUUUUAUGUGUAAGAUUUCUGUUCGGAAUCACAGCUAUUUCAUGCUAUGAAAAUUUUAUAAGUUAUAUAUAAAUGCUUGAAUUUAUAAAGUAGACGCACAAAUAUUUUUAUCUUUUAUAGUAUUCACCUGCAUGUGAUUCAUGCAAUACAUGCGAACUGUACUUGGUUCCAAUUUUAAAAUAU
Cuculus canorus (common cuckoo) is the source of this 3596-nucleotide messenger RNA. It is a transcript of the gene SGPP2, whose product is annotated as sphingosine-1-phosphate phosphatase 2. NCBI's taxonomy places the organism in Eukaryota, Metazoa, Chordata, Aves, Cuculiformes, Cuculidae. The transcript has 6 exons. The coding region runs from base 60 to 1310 and encodes 416 amino acids. Gene Ontology annotation, biological process: sphingosine metabolic process; phospholipid dephosphorylation. Gene Ontology annotation, cellular component: endoplasmic reticulum membrane. Gene Ontology annotation, molecular function: sphingosine-1-phosphate phosphatase activity. The record is from RefSeq and is a predicted model, not a curated record.